Messenger RNA from Trichoderma atroviride IMI 206040, 2754 nucleotides. RefSeq lists its product as uncharacterized. Gene Ontology annotation, cellular component: nucleus; cytoplasm. Lineage: Eukaryota; Fungi; Ascomycota; Sordariomycetes; Hypocreales; Hypocreaceae. The record is from RefSeq and is a predicted model, not a curated record. Gene Ontology annotation, molecular function: ubiquitin binding.
AUGUCUGAGGUCAUCUCACGGCCAUCUGCCUCACGCGGCAGAGGCUCCGGCCGAGGUGGCAGAGGGGGUUUCGCCGGCCGAGGCGGUCGCAGAUCCAAUGGCGAGAACUUCAAGGCUGACGACAACUUGGGCACGUUUGAGGACGAGGGCGAGUUUGCCGAGCUUCGAAAGCAAUAUGGCGACAAGACUUUGGUGAUCCGCGAAAUGUUCCCCGACUGGUCUGAACCCGAUGUCCUCUAUGCUCUCAAGGAAACAAACGGCGAUGAGACCGAGGCUGUGACACGAAUGGCUGAAGGCACCAUCUCUCAGUGGGGUGAAGUCUCCAAGAAGACAAAGACCGCUCGUACCAAGGCCAAGGACACAUCCUCUGCACCCGCCAACACCGAACUGUCUUCCAGCGCUCGAAACACCCGUGGAGGUCGUGCUUCUGACGGAGCUCCUCGUGGCGGCCGAGGCAGGGCUACAGAUCGAGGUGGACGUGGUGGACGUGCCAGGUCGACUCAUCCUACCAACGGAUCUCGACCCAAGGAUGGCCAGCAGCUUUCUGUGCCCACCGAAGAGUCCCCCGCAUACAAAGAUGACGCUGCCAACGGACUUGAAGAGAAGAUCCCCGUGGUCGCUGAGACGGCUGCCGUGGCCGAACCCGCCAAGGCUGCUGUUCCUCCGGUCAAGACUUGGGCUAGCAUGCUCCGACAGUCGAUUCCUCCCCCCAAGAUCGUGCCCGCAGUUCCCAAAGAAGUUGCUGCUCCCAAGCCCGUCGAACACGUCGAACCCGAACACGCUCCCGAACCCGCCCCAAUUGAAGCUGAACCCGUCAAGCCCGAGGCCGAAGAGAACGCAGAGAACACUCCAGUUGCUGAGCAAGCAACUCCUGUUGCCGCUCCCGCAGCCACAGAACCCGCUGCCAUUAUCGCUCCUUCUCAAGAUGAGCUGACGGAAACCAAUCUCGAACAAGUUGUUGAUGUCUCCCAGCCACCUGCAACAGAUACUGCUGCAAGCACAGCUGCUGACUCUUGGGACCCUCGACAGAGCCCCCCGAGCGCUACUGCCACGCCUCUCUCAGCCGCCCAGCAACAGCACCAGGCUCAGAAGACCACUUCUAGCGGCUAUGCUGCCACGGCUUUGAAGGCGACUACCGAGCGAGUCGCGCCUCGCACUCCUAGCUUCCAACGACGAGUUCUUCAGCAAGAAGAGGCUGUCCGCAUGCCCGGCAACCGAGAGGUUGAUCGUGCUGCUGUUCAGUUUGGUGCCUUUAACCUCGAUGACGACGAGGAUAUUGAUGGCGAGCGCGAAGAACCAGAGACUCGAGCUCAACCCCCCGCCGAUUCACCUGUUGCCAUUCCCCGUACUUCACUUCCUCCGGCCUCUCAGCCUGUCGCUGUGCCGGAAACCUAUGCUCCUAAAGCCACGACUGCACCCCCUCCCGGAAUGACACCUAUUGCUGCUGCAGCCACUUCAGCCCAGGCUCCUAUCUCCUCUCAGACUCAACCUCCCAUCCCUAACAUUCAGCAAUACGGUCGAUUUGGCCAGGCUGGCCCUCAAGACGUCUCCGCGGCUCAGCAGAAGCCCCUGGACCCGUUCAACCAGCAAGCUCCCUCGCAACCACCCUUUGACAACUUCACGGCUCAGACCUCUCAACCUCCCGCACAGCAGCCUGGUGCAGCUUUCAGCUCAGCUCCCAGCGACUACUCCGCCUACUACACUGCUAACCAGCAGGAUCGAAACCCAUAUGCCUUUUACGGCCAGCACUAUGGCCAGCAGGGAGCACAUGCCCAACCCGAGGGCGUUCCCUCGCAGCAGCGCCCCUUUGGAGGCUACAAUGCCUCCCAACCCGAUAACCUUAGCCAGUACCCGCAGAGCGGCUCUGGUCACAACCAGCCAAGAUUCGGUGGCAGCAACGAGAACCAGAACAGCGGCCACUCCACCCCCAACCCCGUCACUCAGGCGCAACAGCAACAGCCUCAGCAGCAGGGAGGUCCUGGCUCGCAGCCUCAGGCUCACGGACAAUACGCCGGAUAUAACCACCCGUACUACAGCAACCCUUACUACCAUCAGUACUACUCUGGAUACGGCCAAGGGGGAUUUGGACCCUAUGGCAAGGGUGGCAUGUACGGACAACCCUAUGGUGUUUCGCCUAAUGCGCCCUACGACCAUACCUCGUCCCCCGGCACUUUUGGCCCUUCAUCUCUCCACAGAGACAGCCCUCUUGGCUCCGGCCUUGGUGAAUACGGCCGUGCCGGCUCUGCUCAAGCAGGCAGCCAGCCCGGUCUAGGAGGCAGCAGCUUUGGCAGCACGCACGACAGCUUCUCUCGAGGUGCCUCGUCUUUCCAAUCUCAGGGACAGUCAUUCAGCAGCCAGGCCCAGCCAAGCACUGGAGCCUCGGCUGACGAGCUGAAGCCGUUUGGUGAGAGCAAGGCUUCUUCUGGCCCCUCGCCCUCUCUCGGAGCCCCUCGGCCAGGCUCUGCCACAAACACUGCUCCCGGUGCGCAAAGUGGCGGCCUUCCGCCUCCUCAGACAUCCCAGAUGAGCGGUGGCUACGGUGGCUACCAAGGCCACCUUCAAGGCCACGGCCUUCACGGCAGCGGCGCAUACGGCAUGGGCGGCGGCGCCGGUGGCAACCAGCACAGCACCCCUUAUGGGUCUUACGGCCAGGCCGGAUUCGGCAGCGGAGGCUACUACAGCACCGGCCAGCAACAGCAGCAAGGUCAGCAACAGCAGCAGCAACGCGGCGGCUGGGGCGGAAACUACCAUUAG